This is a messenger RNA of Prosopis cineraria, 1488 nucleotides long. RefSeq names its product probable galacturonosyltransferase-like 4. Gene Ontology annotation, molecular function: glycosyltransferase activity. Gene Ontology annotation, cellular component: Golgi apparatus. The transcript has a single exon. Lineage: Eukaryota; Viridiplantae; Streptophyta; Magnoliopsida; Fabales; Fabaceae. Bases 99 to 1136 code for a protein of 345 amino acids. The record is from RefSeq and is a predicted model, not a curated record.
GCCACCAACAACAACGUUAAAAAGAAACAGAAACACGACAAAAAAAGAUCCAGAGAGAGGAACCCCAAAAAAACAAAAAAAAUCUCUUGGGAGACAGGAUGGCCUUUGUUCCUCUUCUCCUUGGCCUCCUGUCCCUCAUCCUCCUCCGCCCCAUCACCACCGCCGCUGCUAUACGAAUUGGCGUCCGCCACCAUCCCUCGUCGUCGGACCUCCCUCCCUUCCGGGAAGCCCCUGCCUUCCGCAACGGCGGCGAAUGCGGGUCCUCCGACGCCGACCGCAUCCACGUGGCCAUGACCCUCGACGAAAACUACCUCCGAGGCACGAUGGCCGCCGUGCAAUCCAUGCUGCAACACUCCACGUGUCCUGAAAACCUCUCCUUCUACUUCCUUUCUGCUCACGACAACCCUGAGCUCUACAACAGUAUCAAAUCCACCUUCCCUUACCUCACCUUCAACAUCUUCCGGUUCGAUUCGACCCGGGUUCAGGGAAAAAUUUCUAAGUCGAUCCGGCUCGCCUUAGACCAGCCAUUAAACUACGCAAGAAUCUACCUCGCUGACGCUUUACCAAAACAAGUCAGACGCGUCAUAUACUUGGACUCUGACCUCAUCGUUGUCGACGAUAUAGCCAAGCUCUGGGGCGUAGACAUGGAAGGGAAGGUGGUGGCCGCACCGGAAUAUUGCAGAGCGAACUUCACGGUGUAUUUCACGACGAGCUUCUGGUCAGAUCCUAAGCUAACCAAGACGUUUGAGGGUAGAAACGCGUGUUAUUUCAACACUGGUGUGAUGGUGAUGGACGUAGACAAAUGGAGGAAAGAAGGGUUCACACAGAAAGUGGAGGAAUGGAUGAGAGUUCAGAAGCAGAAGAAGAUAUAUAACUUAGGUUCGCUGCCGCCGUUUCUGCUGGUGUUGGCUGGAAACAUCAAGGCGGUGGAUCACCGGUGGAAUCAGCAUGGACUGGGCGGUGACAAUUUUGAAGGUAAGUGUAGGAGCUUGCACCCUGGUCCGAUCAGUUUGUUGCAUUGGAGUGGAAAGGGCAAGCCAUGGCUCAGACUGGAUUCAAGAAAGCCAUGCAUUGUCGACCACCUUUGGGCCCCUUACGAUCUGUACAGGUCGUCAAGACACUUUCUCGAAGAAUAACGAAUCAAUGAACGAUGCAGAUUAAGAUCGAUGCAGCAACGAACAAAUAUCUUGUCCUUAUGGGUAUAUAUAUGUAACAGUCAGGAUUUAAUUUUUAGAAGGUUGAGUUUUGGCCAGUGCAUGUAUGUAUAUAUACAGACACAGACACGCGCAUGCUUGUUUGUGUUUGUGUUGGCUGGGAGGGGCAGUUUUGUAAGUGAAAGGACAUUGUUGAUAAGAGGAGAAAAGGAUAUAUGCUGAUGAGUAGGCUUUUUCGAUGAAAGAAGGCUAGUGAGAACUGAGAAGGAUGAUCUACGUUCACACACGCAAACACGACCUCCUCCUAUACAUACAUACAUGUAUACAUAUAUAU